UCCGCACAGCCUGGCGCUAUCCAACCUGGUGGGAGUCCUCACCGCGCAACAAAUCCAUGGCAUCUAGGCCAGGACUACCCGUGCCGUCACAUAUGACGGUUUUGUAUGUCUUACGAUGCGAGACAUGACCGCUCAUACAAUUAUCAUCUUUCCCUUGCCAACCCAGGUACUGGCAUCUUCCGCAAGGCGGCCUUUUAGGGCUCCGUCACGAUCCGUCAGAGACCCGGCAACCCACACACUUACCAUCUCGCCCACAGUCAUUCCUGAGAGCAAGACUUGCUGGGACGCUACGAAGCUAGGGACAUGGACCUGGAUCUCAGCUGGAAUGUGCCUUCCUGGAUGCCGGCCCUGCUUUUUGACAGGCUUCUGAACUCCCUGUCGAGUCUUGCAGGACGUCCACUCGUGCGUCCUGCACGCCGUUUGGUGUAACAAGUCUGACCCAGCUUGCAACUCCAAGCUACCUUACAGC
This is a messenger RNA of Colletotrichum phormii, 469 nucleotides long. RefSeq lists its product as uncharacterized. Bases 116 to 370 code for a protein of 84 amino acids. The record is from RefSeq and is a predicted model, not a curated record. The transcript has a single exon. NCBI's taxonomy places the organism in Eukaryota, Fungi, Ascomycota, Sordariomycetes, Glomerellales, Glomerellaceae.